This is a messenger RNA of Staurois parvus, 693 nucleotides long. The record is from the annotation of a GenBank genome assembly. Lineage: Eukaryota; Metazoa; Chordata; Amphibia; Anura; Ranidae.
AUGGCACUUCUACAACUACAGAGAGUUGGUAUCUUGGAGUUUUUGGUCAGUCAAAAUGUGGAUGGUCUACAUUUAAGGUCUGGAUUUCCCAGGGAACAGCUUGCAGAACUCCAUGGAAACAUGUUUGUUGAGGAGUGCACCAAAUGUGGCAAACAAUAUGUUCGAGACUGUGUUGUGGGAACGAUGGGAUUAAAACCUACUGGAAGACUUUGUGAUGUUCCCAAAGUUAGGGGCCUACGGUCAUGCAGAGGAAAGCUGAUUGAUACUAUUCUGGAUUGGGAGGAUUCUUUGCCUGACAGAGAUUUAAAUUUAGCUGAUGAAGCCUGCAGAAAAGCAGAUCUGGCAAUCACACUUGGAACAUCACUUCAGAUUAAACCCAGUGGAAAUCUUCCUCUUUUAACCAAGCGUAAAGGUGGAAAGUUAGUCAUAGUCAACCUGCAACCAACCAAGCAUGAUCGGUAUGCUGACUUGCGCAUUUAUGGUUAUGUCGAUGAGGUGAUGGCACAACUUAUGCAACAUCUAGAUAUUAAAAUACCUAUAUGGACUGGCAUAUCUACUAAAAUAGAAUCAAGUGAGCACAAUCCUGAAUCCAAAGUGGUAUCAAACUGUAACGGAGAUCUGGCUUCUUUAGAGUGCAAAGAGAGUAAGCGGGAAUGUUGUGUCGAGAUCUCCAGUCUGCCAAAGCAAAGUUGA